Molecule: messenger RNA, 2400 nt
Organism: Notolabrus celidotus (New Zealand spotty)
Lineage: Eukaryota; Metazoa; Chordata; Actinopteri; Labriformes; Labridae
Product: lysophosphatidic acid receptor 6
Exons: 2
Coding region: 436-1395 (319 amino acids)
Biological process (GO): G protein-coupled receptor signaling pathway
Cellular component (GO): membrane
Molecular function (GO): G protein-coupled receptor activity; oxysterol binding
Source: RefSeq, a predicted model, not a curated record
UGCGGUGGGGACGAGGAGCUUCUGCAUUUGUAGUCAGUUCCAAACACUGAUAUUGUACUUCAAAUGAAUAGAAGAAUACACACGCUCACUAUAUCUAAUAAUACUGCAGUGGGUGGAGGAUAAAAAGGCAGACUGUGCGUGAGUAAGUGUCAGGCUAUGGUUUCCUGCCCUUGUCUUAACACUGCACACCUCCAGUACACCGACACAGGAAAUUAAGAGGUCUGAGCAAAGAGAAGCAUGAGAGGAGACACACAGAGGCACGGCUUUUAUCUCCUGAGACUUCAAAAUGCAGUGUAGCUUUCUGCAUUUGAAGAUCAGACAAAGACGCCGCUAAGGAAGAGAACUGUUGAAACACUCAACAGCAGCGUGUAUGAGAAUCACCCCACGCUGCUUCACUUACAUUCACUUCAUUGACAAACCCUUGAACCUGCAACGAUGAACGUGACGGACAGCUGCAGCCUCCCUUCAGCUGAGUACCAGUACCACUUGUUCCCAGCGGUCUUCAUCCUCGCCUUAGUGGUCGGUCUACCUGGAAACCUGCUGGCCUUCUUCGUCUUCACCUUCAGGACCACUCCCCGCACGGCCUUCAGCGUCUUCAUCAGCAACCUGGCUCUGGCUGACAUCGUCAUCCUCCUCACCCUGCCCUUCAGGAUCCACUACCACCUCAACAGAAACAACUGGGUGUUCGGGGACGUUGUGUGCCGCAUCACCGGGAUCCUGUACUUCGCCAACAUCUACAUGAGCAUCUGUUUCAUGACGUGCAUCUGCGUGGAUCGAUACAUGGCCACCAUUCAUCCGCACACGUACCUGCGGUUGAAGAGCCCCUGGUGCUCUCUGAUUGUGAGUGUGUCGUUGUGGUGUGUGAUGGGAGUAGCUAUGCUGGUCUUCGUCCUCAUGGGACCUCUGGAGACAAAUAAAGAUGUUUCUGGGAGCCACAGCUGCUUUGAGAACAUGACCAAACACGAGUGGGGCACACGUUUGGCGGUGUACAGCCUACUGGGGCUGAUAUUUGGCUCCCUGCUGCCGUCCAUCAUCAUCCUGGUGUGUUACCCGCUGGCUGUGAGGCGAAUCUCCAGGAUUAAGACCAGGACGGCCCAAAAGGCAGUGAGACUCAUUUACACCAUCCUCGCCAUAACCCUGCUGUGCUUUCUGCCCAAUCACGUGGUGUAUCUGCUGCACUUCCUGCGGCGCAUGAACAUCAUCCAGAGCUGCUCCGCUGCAAACGCUAUCUACGACGCCAGGCGGGUCACCAUGGCUCUAGUUACCCUCAACACCUGCCUGGACCCUGUGCUGUACUACAUCACCACCAGCCACUGCACCUGGAGGGACAAGGUGAAGUGUUCAUGGGGAAGAUUGAGGAGGCGCAAAGGGAUUUACACCAUCGCAGUGAGUUAACAGAGCGCAGCAUACAUUGACGAUGUAAACAGCUGUGUGUUUGCUUCAUGCUCACUCGGUCAUUAUUGCAAAUACUUUUCUACAAAGAGGUUUAUUCAAAUCGGCUGUGUACAUCAAAAUAAAGGGAAACACCAAAGCAUCUAAUUUCUGUCAAAGGAGUUCAUGAGUCUGUGAUGUCUCUAAAAAACAGAAAAGAAUGCAGUUAUGAAGAUUGCUUCAUUUUAAGUCCAUUAUUCCAACAGUAAAAGAAGCUAAUUCAGCCUCUGUGUUGUUAAAGUUUACAGGUAAGAAGGUCAGGUUUUCUGCACUUGUUAGGAAUCUUCAGCCUUGUAACAUUCAGGCUCAUUUCUCCUUCAAAUGUUCACAGUUUGGGGACAAAGAGAGUUCAGCACAGUCCAGACGGAAGCCCCUUUUUCAGUAGAGUUGAAAGGAAGCUCCCGAGGUCCUCAUCCUGGAAAGGGACAACAAAAACAUGAAGUCAGAAAUCUUUACUGUAACACAUCAAAACAGACACCUAUUACUUUAAAGUGAUAACAUGGAAAAUGGGAAAUGUAGAGGACUGACUUCAAGAAAUUUGCAGCUCUAACUGCACUGAGGAUCUAAGACGUUUUCUAAAACCUUAGAUCCCUUAAAGUAAAAAUAUGACCCCUAAUUUCUGAGUAAGUUUGACUGUUUUAUCUCUUUCUUUUUGACCUCAAGAGGUAAAGAUGAUCUAAUAUAUCACAUGAAAGAAUUACCUCUUGUUUUGCUUAACCAACUGUCUGUACAGUGAAAGAUAUAAAGACAGAAAAGCAGAAAAAAAUGCAAACUGUGCCACACUGUUUUUAAACUCAUGUGUCUUUAAUUUCAGGGGUCGUGUAGAAACAACAGGCACACAAUGUACAGUGCAAGACUUAACUCCUCAUGAUGAAAGUUUCAUACAGAGAGGAAAACUAUGUGUGUACAUCUGUGGUUUGGAUUUGUGAAACAGUCUGGGUGCAAAAUGUAUCAAGAGCAAAAAAAAAA